Messenger RNA from Paramacrobiotus metropolitanus, 3586 nucleotides. RefSeq names its product anoctamin-5-like. Gene Ontology annotation, molecular function: chloride channel activity; protein dimerization activity. Gene Ontology annotation, cellular component: plasma membrane. Lineage: Eukaryota; Metazoa; Tardigrada; Eutardigrada; Parachela; Macrobiotidae. Gene Ontology annotation, biological process: chloride transmembrane transport. Bases 550 to 3285 code for a protein of 911 amino acids. The transcript is spliced from 21 exons. The record is from RefSeq and is a predicted model, not a curated record.
CGCAGACUCACCAUUGAAUCGCUCCUGCCUGUCUACCGUCGCGGUUCAUUUGAGUUAACAAACUAACAAGUCUACGGAGGUGUUUCGGUUUAGUUUUUGCAAGGGGCCUUUGGACAGAUAAGUUUGCUUUAUGUAUCCGUGUAGGUUAUGGAACUUUACGAGCAUUUAGUCCCACCCACAUAGCGGCGAAGUGAUUCAAGUUUCACACCGCGAUAUACAAUCCCAUCCCACAAAAUACUAUAGGCCGUUAUGAAUGCACCGGUAGAACAUGUCUUGGUGAGUCGUUGCGCACUCUACGCAGUCAUCAUGUUACUCACAUAUUUUGGUUUGUUGUAACCGGUUUAUCGGUCUUUUGUUACGAUGCAAAACUGAACGGUUUUCGUUUCUACAAUUCCGCGUCAGACAUCGACAGCGACAAAGUUCACAAAUAAGCACAUCAGUAAUAUUAUGAAAAUGGAUUUUACGUUCACGAUGGAUCUUAGCACGAUUCACGAUGGAUCUCAGCGGUGAAUAGCUGCGUUGAUUUUCAUUGUUGUAUAAUCUGUACUGAUGGAAAACGGUAUUGAAAUGUCCCCAAAAAAUUCUGCGACAGUUACCCCCGGGAAUGUGGCCUUAAAGGUUGAUGAAACGCCAAAAGAUGCUGACACCUUGUUUUUCACGGAUGGAAAACGGCGAGUAGAUUUUGUGCUGGUAUACCAAACUGGAUCGCGAUCGAUCGACAGCCGUCGCGCUUUGCGUCGGACCAAUUUUGAGGAGCACAUGAAGAAAGAAGGACUGGAAUUGGAAAUUGAUACUAAACCUUUACCCGGCCAUCUUAUACCCGGACUGGACACCAUAAACAGCAAACUGCACAUUGACCGACUGCGAGCUGGACCAGCCGCCGAGCCGAAGCUGGAUGUGCCUCCAACGCUGUGUUUUAUUAAAAUCCACGGAACAUGGGACAUGAUGACGAAAUAUGCAGAUUUUUUAAAAUUAAAAAUGCCUCUUAUUAAAGGAAACGAGAACCUGCAAGACGAUGAGCUGCUACAUUAUUUUCCUAAUCCGUUUCGAGUUGAUCGCGAGCUUCUUCCGCCCAUGCAGGAACAGUUUACAUCGUUCUUCUCCAAAGCCAGGAUGGACCAAUUCAACAUCAGCGACGAAGAUAGCUUUUUCUCAGCCGGUCAACGAAGCCGGAUUGUCUGGGAAUGUUUGUCAAGAAUACGCUACGAUGAAGGCAACCCCACAAAAUUUGGAAUUCAGCGUCUCUUGGCCAACAACACAUUUAUCGCCGCUUUCCCACUACAUGAUGGACCAUGGGAACGGACGCCAAAACAAAAACCCACGAAUAUGCGAGCGAUUCUGUAUGAUCAGUGGGGACGCUUCACUAAUUGGUUUAAAAUCCAGCCUAUUGAUUAUGUAAAAGUCUAUUUCGGCGAGAGACUGGCAUUCUUUUUUGCUUGGAUGGAAUUCUACACCGCCAUGCUCAUACCUCCGUCUGUUGUGGGAUUGGCAUGUUUCAUCUACGGAGUGGCAUCUCUGUCAAAUGAUCCCGUCUCGAACUCUAUUUGUUAUGACCCUUUCAUUGGCAAUACGACAAUGUGUCCACUGUGUGAUAAAUGGUGUCCUUUCUGGAAACUCAAGGAAUCGUGCGCGCUGGCUAAAGCUACAUAUUUAUUCGACAAUUCGGCCACCAUGUUUUUUUCGGCGUUUAUGGCGCUAUGGGCGAUGGUGUUUCUGGAAUUAUGGCAGCGACGUCAGUCUGUUUUAGCGUGGAAUUUUGAUACACUGGAUGCCUUUGAACAAUACGAGCCGGUUCGACCGGAACUGGGAAUGCGGGUCAAACAAGUACGGCUGAACCCGGUAACGAAUACGGAAGAACCGUAUGUGCCACGCUGGAAGCGACUGGGCAAUUGUUUCGUAUCCACAUCGGUCAUCGCCUUUAUGAUGUUUGUUGUGUUGGCCGCGGUUUUUGGUACAGUAGUGUACCGAAUGCUGGUGGUCGUCGCCCUUUACGCCACCAGCAGCACACGGCAGACCUUUGCAAGCCAGUACGCCACGUAUAUAACCUCCAUCACGUCGGCACUUCUUAACCUUAUUGUUAUUCUUAUUCUGGAAAAGAUUUAUUAUCGUCUGGCCAAGUGGUUGACCGAAAAUGAGUGUCCAAGAACGCAAACCGAAUACGAAGAGAGUCUGACGUGGAAAUAUUACAUAUUUGAAUUUGUCAAUUGUUACAGUUCUCUGGUUUAUGUGGCGUUUUUCAAAGGCCGCGUUCCUGCUGGAACGCCGGGUUCUAAAGGAUGGUUUAACAUUCCCGUCGAUCAAUGUGAUCAAGCAGGAUGUCUGAUUGAAUUAUGCAUCCAAUUAGCCGUGAUCCUUUUGGGUAAACAAGUAUACUCCAUACUACGCGAAGCAGCAUUUCCGGUCAUCCACAAUUGGUGGUCCAAUCAGGACAUCAUCAAGUUUUUCUCUCAUGUUCGACGGUUUUAUCGAUGGGAAAAAGAUUUUCAGUUGCGACCUUUCCCGGCUCUCAUUAUGUUCAAAGAGUACACUAGGAUGAUUCUGCAAUUUGGAUUCAUGACAACAUUUGGUGUGGCGUUUCCACUGGCACCGCUCUGCGUUCUACUUAUGAACCUGUUUGAAAUACGUUUUGAUGCCUACAAAAUUCUGGUUCUGUAUCGCCGUCCAGUUCCACAAAUCGCCAAAAAUAUCGGCGCGUGGUUGAAAAUCUUGCAACAUCUUGCUCAGUUCUCCGUUGUUACCAAUGCCUUUGUAAUUGCCUUCACUUCCGAAUUCGUGCCAAAAGUUGCCUACAAGCUGGCCUAUUCACCGGAUGGGACAAUGCGCGGUUAUGUGCCAUGGAGUUUGUCUGUGUUUUCCGUGGCGGAUUUUCCGCCGGAUGUGGGACCGCAGCCGGACAUUUUGCCUGCCAAUUCAACAUCAUUUUGUAGCUAUCGGGAUUUUCGCAAUGGACCACAGGAGGGGGAUUAUCGAUAUUUUUAUAACAUGACAUUUUGGCAUAUUUUUGCCGCCAGACUGGUGCUGGUUUUAGUAUUGGAGCAUUUUAUCCUCAUCAUUACCAGGAUAAUCGCCUACAUGGUACCUGAUCUGCCUUCCUGGCUGCAUGCCAAAAUUCUCAGACAAAACUUCCUUGCCAAAGAAGCAUUCUGCGAGUCGGAAGCCAGAAAGAAAUACUCGCAACCCGGAAUGCCCCUAAAAAAUGCCGCCACUCAGGAUUCACUGGGAUCUUUCCAGGAAGAUCAUUCCCUGUAUCCAAAGAUGAACAACUUAUCUGAUGGCGCUGUGUGAAUGCACUGAAUGGUGUGGGGUCAGCACUCCGAAUUGGCAGCUUACCUAACGAAGAUUUGGAAGUCAAUGAUCUCAUUUUGUGAUUCUUUUUCCCGGCGUCUGGAGGUGUAUUUGAUGCAAGGACUGAUUACGAUUGGCAGAUCUGCGGCGCUCUUGCUGACCUAACUUUUUCUGUAAUCCGAAUCAAUUUGUACAUUUUGUUUUUCCGGAUUUUUGAAUUUUUACUGUGUGGAUUUAGGUACUUGAAAUAUUUAAAGUAUUGCUCGUCGAAAUUAAAAUUUACAGCAUAAAAAACUUUAAA